GAAAUGUAGCGAGAGAAGAGUCGUAGUAGCGGGCGCGACCGCGGGAGUGUAUACGGAGAGAUGAAGCGAGCUCUCUCCACCAAGCAAAUCGCGAGCCAAACCAAGAAGACAUCCACAUGACGACGCCUCGCGCCACCACCACCACGUCGCCCUUCUCCUCUCUCCUCCUCCUCCCGAUCUCCCCCUCCGCCGCGACUCCUCCGCGCCGCGCCAGGACGCCGCCGCCGGCGGUGGCACAUGGCGGCGUGCGGUGGACGGCUGGCGGGAGGCGGCGACGGCGAGGGUGCCGGGCGGCGGCGGCGGUGGUCGAGGACGGCGUGCUUCUCCCCAAAGAACAGGAGGACGACGCGUCGGCGGCGAGAUACGACUGGAGGGAGGAGUGGUACCCGCUGUACCUCGCCAAGGAGGUGCCCGACGACGCCGCGCUGCCGCUCACGGUGUUCGACCGGCAGCUGGUGCUGUACCGCGACGCCGCCGGCGUGCUCCGCUGCCACGAGGAUCGGUGCCCGCACAGGCUAGCCAAGCUAUCCGAGGGCCAGCUCGUGGAUGGCAAGCUGGAGUGCCUGUACCACGGGUGGCAGUUCGACGGCGAGGGCAAGUGCGUCAAGAUCCCGCAGCUCCCCGACGGCGCCAAGAUCCCGCGCAACGCGUGCGCGCGCAGCUACGAGGUGCGGGACUCGCAGGGCGUGGUGUGGGCGUGGAUGUCGGGGACCAACCCGCCGGACGAGCGGAAGCUGCCGUGGUUCGAGCCGUACGCGCGGCCGGGGUUCACCGACCUGUCCACGGUGCACGAGCUCCCCUACGACCACUCCAUCCUCCUCGAGAACCUCAUGGAUCCCGCGCACGUCCCCAUCUCCCACGACCGCACCGACUGGACGGCGAAGCGGGAGGACGCGCAGCCGCUCUUCUUCGAGGUCACCGAGCGGACGCCGCGCGGGUUCGCCGGAUACUGGGGGAAGCAAAGGACGCCACACCUUCGCAACCUGCUCCGGUUCGAGGCGCCGUGCGUGCUUACCAACACGCUGGAGUUCGUCGACAAGGACGGCAAGGAGCAGUGCUUCUCGGCGCACUUCCUCUGCCGCCCCGCGGGGCAGGGGAAGUCGAUGCUGCUCGUUCGGUUCGGAUCCACCCAGACGUCGCCGCUGGUGAAGGUGCUCCCGAGGUGGUACUUCCACCAGAACGCGUGCAAGGUGUUCGAGCAGGACAUGGGGUUCCUGUCGUCGCAGAACGAGGUGCUGCUCCGGGAGAAGGUGCCGACCAAGGAGCUCUACCUCAACCUCCGGUCGUCGGACACGUGGGUGGCGGAGUACCGGAGGUGGAUGGACAGGGCGGGGCACGGCAUGCCGUACUACUUCGGGCACAGCACGCUGUCGCCGCCGCCGGUGCCGGCCGUUGUCGAGCAGGCGCCGGCGGGGGCGGUCGCCGGGAUGUCCGCGUCGUUCCCGGCCAAGGGCGGCGUCGGCGCCACGCACGCGCCCAACCCGACCAACAGGUACUUCCGCCAUGUCGUGCACUGCAAGGGGUGCAGGGACAGCGUCAAGAGGUACGCCUCGCUCAAGAACGCCUUCGCCGCGCUCGCCGCGGCGGCGGUGGCGGCGGCCAUCCUGGCGGCGACCAGGCAAUUGAAGGCCGUCCUGCUGGCGUCCGCGGCCGCGCUCGCCGCGGCGUCGUACGCGUGUAACUGGGUGCUGUCUCUCAUCACGACCAAUUUUAUUAGGACACACAGGAGACUGUAACCGUGGCAAUGGCUGUCAUGCUUUGGCACAUACUAAUAGCAAGGUAGAAUGGUACAGCUAUUUCAUUAUUUUUGCCCUUGUAUAUUUGUAUCACUACAUGAGUAAACGACGUUUAGUUAUCGAUAGUUUUGUUAUGAGUGAUGAA
Molecule: messenger RNA, 1881 nt
Organism: Oryza sativa Japonica Group (Japanese rice)
Lineage: Eukaryota; Viridiplantae; Streptophyta; Magnoliopsida; Poales; Poaceae
Product: protein TIC 55, chloroplastic
Biological process (GO): protein targeting to chloroplast
Cellular component (GO): chloroplast; cytoplasm
Molecular function (GO): chlorophyllide a oxygenase activity; 2 iron, 2 sulfur cluster binding
Source: RefSeq, a predicted model, not a curated record